Zasmidium cellare ATCC 36951 is the source of this 1767-nucleotide messenger RNA. RefSeq lists its product as uncharacterized. NCBI's taxonomy places the organism in Eukaryota, Fungi, Ascomycota, Dothideomycetes, Mycosphaerellales, Mycosphaerellaceae. The record is from RefSeq and is a predicted model, not a curated record. The transcript is spliced from 2 exons. The coding region runs from base 1 to 1767 and encodes 588 amino acids.
AUGGCAGCUGCCGAUCCAUUGCCGGCAAAGUCCGUGCCUGUUAAGGACACCACCACAUGUGGUAACGACACCGUCAAGGCCACGAAACAAAAACAGAGACCUCUUGACACUGCGCUGCUGUGCAACAGGUUGGAAGAACACCAGCGAGAGCAAGAGGCCGCCAGACUGCGUCGUGAGAAGCGAAAUGCCGUCCGGAACGGUUCAUAUGUCCCUCGCAGUGCUGCGAAAUCGUUCGCUGCGACUGCGACGCCAAUGAGGGAUGUCACGAAUUUGCCGAAAGGUCCUGGAGCGAAGCGUCGAUCUGCACCACCCAACUUCAUCGCUGAACCGCUUACGGUCGACGGCAGGAUAUGUAUCCCUGCGAGACAGCGAUAUGCGGCAUUGAACUUCGGCAUUGGAAAUAGCGACGUUGUUGGCAUGUCUGAGGACGAGGAGGUGUCCCCAAUCAAGCCUUAUCGACUCGAGGGCACCCGUGAUCCCAAGCGGGACUUGAAGAAGCUGGAAGAGCGAUGUCCGUACAAGCCUGCCAAGAAGGGUGUCGUUGAGUUGAAGAACUCAGCUGCCGCUCCACGUAAGGCAUCGCUUCCGUUGCAGGCGGAACGAAGACCAGCUAUCAACGAAAGGCGAUCGUCCAUCCAACCGACACAACUCCAGCGAUCCAAGUCAACGUCGACCGCGCCAGCUCCGCCGCCAGUUGCUCAGGAAGAACCGAAGAUGCCUGAGCAUGCUGAGACGAGCAAGCCAGAACGUAUCACAGAUCAGCUUCCAGAGUUGGGUCUUCCUAGGGAAGUCUCCCCUCUAAGAACUGAGGAAUUGGAACUUGCACGAGGGGAUGAACGGUGGCCCUCGAUCAAUCAGGACGAAACCAGCGCAAUCCAGGCCUCAGUUCAGUCUGCAGAAGAGCCUGUCGAACCUAGCGAGCACGUCGAUAGUGAUCAGCGUGCAAUCUCCUUGAUCCAGGCGCUCAAUAUGGACUGGAACCAAUCUGAUGAGGCUGAACAUUCGGAAACCGCGACAUCAUUCAAGUGGGACCAGUAUGAUCCGUUCAAGCCGCAGACACGGGGCUCAGCUAAGUCGGAGAAACACAAUCUGACGAGACUGGGAUCCAAACGUGACUCCAUGAACCCAGCCCAGAACGGCAGUCAGAAUGGUGACACCAGUGGGACUCAAUCCACGCCACAUCGUCGACGAUCGAGCCCGCGUACUAGCCCGCAGAAACACACAAGCCCAAGUCAUGUGGUUGAAGAGCGAGGGCGACAACGGUAUCGUCCAGGUGACGCAGCGAAACGCCGUACCAUGGCAGAUCCUCUUCCUCCUCCUGUGCACUGGCCUCUAGAGCAAACUCCAGUGAAGAAAGAUCUCCGACCAAUAUCAUUCCACGCUAUUACGGAAAGCCGGCUUUCAAGAUUCCUGGAAGAAGAGGCGUCGUUGGAUGCGCCCAUACCGGAAGUAGACGAAAGCCUGCUGGCAAACCCACGACCAAAGCUGGUACCGCAUGAUAGACCGAAUUGGACUCAGCAGUCCCAGGACGGUGACGACUUCAGGCACACGUUGAACAGCUUCUUCCCACGGCCUGGAAGGAAAGCUGCGCAGACGAAUCGUCACAGCAGCAUCUUGGCGCCUUUCGCAGAGCCAAAGGCGCCGUCGCCCAAGAAGUAUACUGGUCCUCAGAACGACCAUAUGAUAGCCGAUGCUGUCAAGAUCAUCCAGCAGCAGGAGAAGGUGAAGCGGAGAGAGAGCGUGAUUGGAUUCUUCAAGAAACUGUAG